GACCCAGGCGCCUCCGAUGCACUUCCGGGCGCCGUUCAAGGUGAGCUAGGGGCUCCGAGGCCCUCUCCUCGAAGAAAGGGAACUUUCCCACCAGCUCGCAGCCUAGGUGCCCAGGACUGGGGUUAGGCUGCCCAGGCGGAGGCCGAGUAACCACCAGAGGACGCAGAGCCGUUCGGACGACUGGAUUCCCGGCGAGGCCCAACCGCCUCUAUACCCCACCGGCUCUGCCCCGCGGCCCCGAGGAGGUCGCGCCGCGGUCCGGCGAUCCUGGGUUUCCGGAAGCGGCUGUGACUGCUCCCCUGCGUCCCCUCGGCCCCGCCAGGCGGCGCCGUCAGCCUGUCCCGCAGGCUUCCCCUGAGGCUGCGAGCCCUGACCACCCAGGGGUGUUGAGGUGGGCGAGGUGAGGUGGAGAAGCGGGCUGUCCGCGAGCAGGCUACCACUUGGAAUAAGUCCCCCCUCGUGGACUGCUUUUCGUCACUAGUGUCUCCUGGAGUCCGUGUGCGAGUUCCUGCGCCCCGCUCCCAAAGAUCCUGAUUCAGGAGGUCUGGGGUGGGGGCCAGGGAAUCAACAUUUUAAAAUAGCCACUCCAGGUUGGUGCGCAGCCUGCAGACCCCACCGUCAGAAACACUGGUGCCCCUGGUGGAGAGGAACAGUGCCCUGGGCUGGCUAUGGAACUGCUUUAUCUUCAGCAAGGCUCCCAAGAGGAAGUGAUUCUAGCUGGGCGUUCAUUGAGGCACCAGAAUACCCCAUGGUUCUCUGCCCCACAGUGAUGCACUCUCUGCCCGGCCGCCGCCACGAGGAUGCAGAAGAUCUCCGUGCUGCUCUUCCUGGUCUGGGUCUGCUUCCUCUUCUACGCUGGCAUUGCCCUCUUCACCAGUGGUUUCCUGCUCACCCGUUUGGAGCUCACCAACCAUAGCAGCUGCCAAGAGCCCCCAGGCCCUGGGCCUCUGCCAUGGAGGAGCCAAGGGGAGCCCGGGGCCUGCUGGAUGGCUGCCCGAUUCUCCCGGGUUGUGUUGGUGCUGAUAGAUGCUCUGAGAUUUGACUUCGCCCAGCCACAGAGCUCACACGUUCCUGGGGAGCCUUCCGUCUCCCUGCCCUUCCUGGGCAAAUUGGGCUCCUUGCAGAGGAUCCUGGAGAUUCAACCCCACCAUGCCAGGCUCUACCAGUCUAAGGCUGAUCCUCCCACUACGACCAUGCAGCGCCUGAAGGCCCUCACCACGGGCUCACUGCCUACCUUUAUUGAUGCUGGCAGUAACUUUGCCAGCUACGCCAUAGUGGAAGACAAUCUCAUUAAGCAGCUCACCAGUGCAGGAAGGCGUGUGGUCUUCAUGGGAGAUGAUACCUGGAAAGAUCUUUUUCCUGGAGCUUUCUCCCAAGCUUUCUUCUUCUCCUCCUUCAAUGUCAGAGACCUACACACAGUGGACAAUGGCAUCAUGGAACAUCUCUACCCAACCAUGGACAGUGGUGAAUGGGAUGUGCUGAUUGCUCACUUCCUGGGUGUGGAUCACUGUGGUCACAAGCACGGACCUCACCACCCUGAAAUGGCCAAGAAACUUAGCCAAAUGGACCAGGUGAUCCAGGGAAUUGUCGAACGUCUGGAGAAUGACACACUGCUGGUGGUGAUUGGGGACCAUGGGAUGACCAAGAGUGGGGACCAUGGAGGGGACAGUGAGCUGGAGAUCUCGGCCGCACUUUUUCUGUACAGUCCCACAGCUCUCUUCCUGCGGGCCCCACCAGAGGAGCCAGAGGUAGUUCCUCAAAUCAGCCUUGUGCCGACGCUGGCCCUGCUACUGGGCCUGCCCAUCCCGUUUGGGAACAUCGGGGAGGUGAUGGCUGAGCUGUUCUCAGCGGUUGAAGACUCCCAGCCUCAUUCCUCUGCUCUGGCCCAAGCUACAGCUCUCUAUCUCAAUGCCCAGCAGGUAUUUCGAUUUCUUCACACCUACUCAGCUGCUGCACAGGAUCUCCAAGUUGAGGAGUUUCAUCGGCUGAAUAACCUCUUCUCCAAGGCCUCUGCUGACUACCUACGGCUUCUGCAGAGCCCCCAGGGGGCCGAAGCAGCACUACAGACUGUGAUUACUGAGCUGCAGGAGUUCCUGCGGGGAGUUCGGGCCAUGUGCAUUGAGUCCUGGGCUCGGUUUUCUCUGGUCCGCAUGGCAGGGGGUGCUGCUCUUUUGGCUGCUGCCUGCUUUCUCUGCCUGCUGAUAGCCCAGUGGGCAACAUCCCCAGGCUUUCACCUCCGCCCUCUCCUCCUAAUACCCGUGGCCUGGGGUCUGGCUGGGGUUGGAGUGUGUGCUGGCCUUCUGGCAACUACUGAGCUGAAGCUGGAUCCCGUGGUUCUAGGCGCUGUGGCUGCAAUGGGUUCAGUCCUGCAUAUUCUGUGGAAAGCCUGGGCUGGCUGGGGGUCCAAGAGGCCUCUUGCAGCCUUGCUUCCCAUUCCCAGGCCUGUUCUGUUACUUCUGCUCAUUCGCUUUGCUGCUUUCUUCUCUGAUAGCUUCGUUGUAGCCGAGGCCAGGGCCACCCGCUUCCUUUUGGGCUCACUUAUCUUGCUCCUGGUUGCCCAGCUUCACUGGGAGGGCAAGCUACUGCCGCCUAAGCUACUCACAAUACCCCGCUUUUCGGCCCCAACAGGCCCCUCACGGCACAAGGGAACGCAUGCCCUGGGGCUUGGAGUUGGGUUGCUUUUGUGUAUAAGGCUAGCUGGGCUUUUUCAUCGCUGCCCUGAAGAGACACCUGCUUGCCACUCCUCUCCCUGGCUGAGUCCCCUGGCGUCCAUGGUGGGUGGUCGAGCUAAAAAUUUGUGGUAUGGAGCUUGUGUGGGGGCCCUGGUGGCCCUGUUAGCUGCUGUGCGCCUGUGGCUUCGCCGCUACGGUAAUCUCAAGAGCCCUGAGCCCCCUGUGCUCUUUGUGCGCUGGGGGCUGCCCCUAAUGGUCCUGGGCACUGCUGCCUACUGGGCAUUGUCAUCGGGAGCAGAUGAAGCACCCCCACGUCUCCGAGCCCUGGUUACUGGUGCAUCAGUUGUGCUGCCCAGGGCUGUUGCAGGGUUGGCUGCUUCAGGGCUCUUGCUGUUGCUCUGGAGGCCUGUGACGGUGCUGGCAAAGGCUACGAUGGGUGCUCCAAGGAUGAGGACUGUCCUCACUCCCUUCUCAGGCCCCCCCACUUCUCAGGCCGACCUGGAUUAUGUGGUUCCUCAAAUCUACCGACAUAUGCAGGAGGAGAUCCGGGGCCGGCUGGAGAGAACGAAAUCUCAGGGUCCCCUGACUGUGGCCGCCUAUCAGUUGGGGAGUGUCUACUCAGCUGCUAUGGUCACGGCCCUCACCCUCUUGGCCUUCCCACUUCUGCUAUUGCACGCAGAGCGCAUCAGCCUUGUGUUCCUGCUUCUGUUUCUGCAGAGCUUCCUUCUCCUGCAUCUGCUUGCUGCUGGGAUACCCAUCACUACCUCUGGUCCUUUUACUGUGCCAUGGCAGGCAGUCUCUGCUUGGGCCCUCAUGGCCACACAGACCUUCUAUUCCACGGGUCACCAGCCUGUCUUUCCAACCAUCCAUUGGCACGCAGCCUUCGUGGGAUUCCCAGAGGGUCAUGGCUCCUCUACCUGGCUGCCUGCUUUGCUGGUGGGAGCCAACACCUUUGCCUCCCACCUCCUCUUUGCAGUAGGUUGCCCAUUGCUCCUGCUCUGGCCCUUCCUGUGUGAGAGCCAAGGGUCCCAGAAGAGGCGGCAGCCCCACGGGAAUGAAGCUGAGGCCAGAGUUGGGCCUGAGGAGGAGGAGGAGGAGCCACUGAUGGAGAUGCGGCUCCGGGAUGCCCCUCACCACUUCAAUGUAGCACUGCUGCAGCUGGGCCUCAAGUACCUCUUUGUCCUUGGUAUUCAGAUUCUGGCCUGUGCUUUGGCAGCCUCCAUCCUCCGCAGGCACCUCAUGGUCUGGAAGGUGUUCGCCCCCAAGUUCAUUUUUGAGGCCGUGGGCUUCAUUGUGAGCAGCGUGGGACUUUUCCUGGGCCUAGCUUUGGUGAUGCGAGUGGAUGGUGCUGUGAGCUCCUGGUUCCAACAGCUAGUUCUGGCCCAGCAGAGGUAGCCUAGGCUGUGGGUGCUGACUCCUGGCUGUGGGGAGAACUGAAGAACAAUCCAGUCUGGCCUGUAAGGUGCUGGAUCAUCUGCAAGAGAGGCUCAGCCACACCUCUUACCACCAUGCAGCCAGGAGCUACUGGCAUCUGGGACUUUAUUAUUUUAUAAUUAAAAAGCAUAGUGGGACUUGAUCUUUAACUCCUGUUUCAAAUGCAUCUUUGGGACUGGGGGUGAUCUCCAAAGUGGAAUAAUAUAAUGUAAAUGAGUGUGUUUGAGAUGUGGGGAAGCCCCCACUGUCCUAUAUGGGCUAGCGGGAGUGUAAGUCACCCUUCCCACCUGGCACAGAUGGGAUCAGUUCUGCAGAACUGCUGUACCUAAGAACCUUUGGGAAAUAGUUGCAGUGGUGUGAAUUCACUUCCCCCAGCUCUUCCCAAUUCAUGCUUUGACUGUUAAAAAAAAUGGCUGAAAAGACAAGCCCAGGCAUCUUGGAGCACAGAGACUUUCACUGCCUGAGUAGUGCUGUCUCCUGUACUGUGUGCUUCAAUCCAGAACACCCUUUGCCUUCACUUCUGUGGAGGCCUCCCUAGUUUCCCAACCAGUGUUGCCUUUUAUUAGACCUACUUGCCCAGCUUAAAGCGUUCUACUUUGUCCCAUUGAUUAUUCCUAACUUGAUACCAAAACUAUGAAUCUAAUGUUCCUCAUAUUUAUCUCUUGUGUCCUCCAUCCACCUCCCUACUCCUGUAGCAUGUGGAAAUGCUGACAUGAAAUCCCUGUGGAGAUGUUCAUCAAAAGAGUGAGGAACAGGCUCUGAGGAGAAGGGUCAGGACUGGGGUUUGAGGUUGGAGAGGACUCGGGACAGGAUGAGAUAAGACCACUGAAAGAAGAGUGGAUGUUAAAACUGGGGGAUAACAUCUGCCUUUACCUCACAAGGUAAGAAGAGAAACUGAGGAGCAGUGUUUGUGCAGUAAAGGCAUUCACUGCUGUAGUAGCUAAAGGAAGAGUCCUAAUUAUUAAUGGCCAACAGUCCUUAGUGCUAAUAAAGGUCAAAUAGGAAGAUGAUGAAAAGUGUACUGUUUCACGCAAUUAGAGGAUAGGACAUUACAUCCUGGCAGGGAUAGACUUAAUAAUGCAAGGGGAGAAGUUAGGCCCCAGCUAGCCUAUAAGAUGAAUUAGAAAAAGUCCCUUACCCUCCCUCAGUCUGGUGGACACAGCUCCCAGGCAUCAUUUAGUGAGCAGACAAUGCCUUUGUGAAAAGAAAUAAAGACCUUUUCUCCAUCUCAAGACCCAGGGGAAGGAUUUUAGGUACAUCCCCGCCUCCUGCUUUUCUUCGUUGGGAGCCCCGUCCCUGAAGCCUAAAGAUAAUCUGAUCUGCCAACCACUGUUUCCUUUUCUCCCAGAAUAUCUACAAGAUUCUUUUAGAGACAGACCUGUUAGCACAUUGAUUUAUACCAGUGGUUCUCAACCUUCUGGCCCUUUAAAUACAGUUCCUCAUGUUGUGACCCAACCAUAAAAUUAUUUUCGUUGCUACUUCAUAACUGUAAUGUUGCUACUGUUAUGAAUUAUAAUGUAAAUAUCUGAUAUGCAGGAUGGUCUUAGGCGACCCCUGUGAAAGGGUCGUUGGACCGCCAAAGGGGUCGUGACCCACAGGCUGAGAACCGCUGGUUUAUACUAUUAAAAAUUUGUAUCCCUGCCUUUUACUAGACAUCAGAGAGCCCCUUCCACACUAAUUCAUUGUGUUUAUUUUAAAAAAGCUUUACAGAGGCACAAUUUACCAUAACAUUUCCCCAUUUAAAGUAUACAAUUUAAUGAUUUUUAGUAUAUUCACAGAGUUACACAGCCAUCACUACAAUCAGUCUUAGAACAUUUCACCAACCCACAAAGAAACUAGAUACUUUUUCCUAUUACCCUCCAUGCCUCCCCCUGCACCACCAGCCCUAGGCAACCACUAUCCUGACACUUCAUAAAAAUGUAUGGCCUUUUGUGACUAGUUUCUUCCGUUCAGCAUAAUGUUUUUAAGAUGCAUCCAUAUAGUACCAUGUAUCACUACUUCAUUCUUUUUCUCACUUAAAAUUCACAUAACAUAAAAUUAAC
Myotis daubentonii (Daubenton's bat) is the source of this 6148-nucleotide messenger RNA. RefSeq names its product phosphatidylinositol glycan anchor biosynthesis class O (gene PIGO). Gene Ontology annotation, biological process: GPI anchor biosynthetic process. Gene Ontology annotation, cellular component: endoplasmic reticulum membrane. NCBI's taxonomy places the organism in Eukaryota, Metazoa, Chordata, Mammalia, Chiroptera, Vespertilionidae. The record is from RefSeq and is a predicted model, not a curated record. Gene Ontology annotation, molecular function: mannose-ethanolamine phosphotransferase activity.